Messenger RNA from Didymosphaeria variabile, 3198 nucleotides. RefSeq names its product Chromosome transmission fidelity protein 18 (gene ctf18). Bases 1 to 3198 code for a protein of 1065 amino acids. Gene Ontology annotation, cellular component: nucleus. Lineage: Eukaryota; Fungi; Ascomycota; Dothideomycetes; Pleosporales; Didymosphaeriaceae. The record is from RefSeq and is a predicted model, not a curated record. Gene Ontology annotation, molecular function: DNA binding; ATP binding; ATP hydrolysis activity. The transcript has 3 exons.
AUGAGCACGUACUCAGACGGCAUACCAACCUCCUUUGAUCCCGCUCUCCUCAACUCCGAACUCGAAUUUCUUGACGCGCCCGCAUCUGUUUCCUUUUCCGACGACCUCAACGCGAUCCAAGAGUGCUUUGCCGACGAGAAAGCCAAGAAGAACAGCGCAGGCAUAGUCAUACAGCAUCGUAUUUGGAACACUCUAGAAGCCUUCAGGAGCGAGGAAGACUAUCCAAUCGACACGCCGCUGAAGCACCUCAAGAACGCGCCGACUCAACUUCUCGCAGUCGAUAGCUGCAUUCCCUCCUCUCCACCCAUUAUGCCACUCAUAUCCUCGCCUCUAGCGUACCCGGCCAGCUCGAUACUAAACCCCACCUCACCGAAGAAGAGGAAGCGAUCAGAUGCAGAGCGCAGCCCUCUCAAGGAUGUGCCCAACAACAAUGCUUCAAGAAGAGUGGGUGCCUUCUUGGACGACUCAGACGACGAGGACGAAAUCGCUGCGCUUAAAGAGCAAGCCCUGAAAAGGAGAGCUAUCAACAGCAUCAAGGAUCUCCCAGCUCUACCAGAUGGUAUGGAUGACUACACACCGCCGGCCAGCCAACCAUCAGAAAUUGCAGAUCCAGAGACAGUACCCCUCGAAGCGUUGGACGAGUACUUCAAGUCGCCUUCGCCCGUCAAACAGCCCGUUAUAACCCCAGAUGAACCUUCCUCAGCACAGCCAAAUCGCGGCAAGGUCGCACGAACGGCCUCCGGAAAGCCUUUUUACCUCCCAAAGAAACUCCAUCGAGAUUCAGUAUCGUAUGAGCAGCUUAUCGCAUCUCGGUCUACUGGCGAGCAGGGACAGGCCAGGCAGAGCUUCUAUGGCAUCAACAUCCACCGCCUCAUCGAUGACGCGAAAGCGAUGGACGAGGCGAAGGCUGCUCGACAAGAGGAAAAACAGAUCGAAACCACGCGGCAGUCCGUUGAGCAACCCGUGUCCGGUAAGGCAAGCCGAACGCUAAUGUGGACUGAGAAAUACCGCGCGAAGAAGUUCACAGACUUGGUGGGAGAUGAGCGUACACAUCGCUCUGUUCUGCGUUGGCUCAAAACAUGGGACCCCAUUGUUUUCCCAGGUUCAGCCAAGCAAAAGCCAAAGAGUGCAAAGAAGGGUUUUGAAGAAGAGGAGCAGAGACACCGUAAGAUUCUUAUGCUCACCGGGCCGCCUGGUCUAGGAAAGACAACUCUUGCCCACGUAUGCGCUCGGCAGGCUGGUUACGAAGUGCAAGAGAUCAAUGCAUCCGAUGAGCGCAGUAAAGACGUUGUCAAAGGCCGCAUUCGCGAUAUGGUCGGGACCGAGAACGUCCGCGGAGUAAACACAACUACAGCAAGUGGUAAGGUUCGAAAGGCGGGCAAGCCGGUCUGCGUGGUCGUUGAUGAGGUUGACGGCGUGGUAUCUGGCAGUGGUGGCGCUGGCGAGGGAGGUUUCGUCAAGGCUCUAAUUGAUCUUAUCAAUCUGGACGAGAAGAACUCGAAGAACGUGGGACAACCUAGCUCAACAGGAUCGAAACGAAAGAAGAACGGCGAUCGUUUUCGACUACUGCGUCCUCUCGUCCUUAUAUGUAACGACGUCUACCAUCCCUCACUCCGACCGCUGCGACAGUCAUCAUUCGCCGAGAUCAUCCACAUCCGCAAGCCUGCGCUUAACAUGGUCGUCUCACGCAUGCAGGAAGUGUUCGUUAAGGAGGGCAUCCAGUGUGACUCGGAUGGUGUGAGACGGUUAUGUGAGGCCACUUGGGGUGUUAGCACGAAGAAGGAGGGUGGUACAGGAAGUGGUACAGGCGAAGGAGACAUUCGCGGCGUAAUGGUGGUGGGAGAAUGGGUUGCCGGUCGCUUCAGAAGUACCAUCGAUCCGAAGGCCAAGGACGUACCGAGACUCAGUCGUCGCUGGAUCGAGGACAACAUCAUCAAUGAUCUCGGGCAUGGCGGCGGAGCAGCUCGCAGCUUGGGACGAGGCGGCACAAAGGAUGUGGUCGAUCGGGUCUUCCGCGAAGGCGCCGGGUUUCCCAAGCAGGCCGAAACCACCGAUGUCCAAACAGCAACCGCGAGAGCAAAGCAAGGUGUGAUUGGUGUCGCUGAAGCAGCAAAGAAACGCGCAAUGGCUCGGCUUCGGGAGAUGGUUGAUACGAGCGGUGACUGCGAUCGCAUCGUAACUGACUGCUUUUCUGCCUACCCUUCGAAAGCCUUCCAAGACGACAACUACCUCAGCAAGCCCACCGCGGCAUACGAAUGGUUACACUUCCACGAUACCCUCUCAUCCGCCGUUCACGGAUCCCAGGAAUGGGAGCUUGCGCCUUACCUCUCGCAAUCUGUUCUUGCCUUCCACAACCUCUUCGCUUCACCCCGUCAACAAUCUUCGAACUCCAUUGCCGACCCUGAUGCAGAUACGAGCGCGUUCUCUGGCCCCAGUGCAAAUUAUGUGGCCAGUGAAGAGCUGAAAAAGAACAGGGCGCAAUUGAUGGCAUUGCAGAGCACACUGAGCCUACCACUUGCCAGAGUAUUCAAGAGCCCGGAGGAAAUGGCACUCGAGCUCAUACCAUAUGUUCUUAGGAUGCUGUCCCCAGACGUAAAACCCGUUCUAGUAAACACUGGUGCCACAGGUUCGAAAUCGGUAGCUACCGCUUCUGUCCGGAAAGCAUCAGAGAAGGUCCUUGUUAAGAGAGCGGUGGAAGCCAUGGCUGCCACAGGCGUUCGCUUUGAAAGGAGCAGAGUGGAGAUAGAUGACAUAGCGAACCGAAGUGGCGGGUGGGUCUUGCGCAUGGAGCCUCCGCUCGACUCAUUUACUGCUUUCGAGACAUUAACCGGCAAGAAGGACGACAAAGUACGAUACGCGGUACGCAGCGUGCUAGAAACGGAGUGGAAGAAGGAGAGCGUGCGGAUAGAGGCAGAAGCACGGAAGCGAAGAGGAGGCCAGCUCGAAGAGGAUGAAACAGCGGAAGAUGCAAAGGAGGAGGUCGACAAGGAGAAGGCGGCAGAAGAGAACAAGAAGGCUGUGAAGCGUGACUUCUUCGGCAGAAUCAUCAAGGAGGCUCCGGCAGCGCAAGGCGCCAGAAGAGAAAGAAAGGUCGUGAAGAACAAUGAUGAGGGUAGGAUAUGGGUGAGCUUCCACGAAGGUUUUUCGAAUGCUGUGCGGAAACCCAUUACUAUUGAUGAGCUGAUGAGAGGGCUAUGA